Molecule: messenger RNA, 1648 nt
Organism: Capsella rubella
Lineage: Eukaryota; Viridiplantae; Streptophyta; Magnoliopsida; Brassicales; Brassicaceae
Product: transcription factor MYB83
Exons: 2
Coding region: 25-1065 (346 amino acids)
Source: RefSeq, a predicted model, not a curated record
CAAAAAGGCUCCACUAGUCCAACAAUGAUGAUGAGGAAACCGGACAUCACUACGACUAGAGACAAGGGCAAGCCAAAUCAUGCAUGUGGUGGUAAUAACAACAAACCUAAGCUAAGGAAAGGACUUUGGUCGCCUGAUGAAGACGAGAAGCUCAUAAGAUACAUGUUGACCAAUGGACAAGGAUGUUGGAGUGACAUAGCUAGGAAUGCUGGUCUUUUACGAUGUGGCAAAAGUUGUCGCCUUCGCUGGAUCAAUUACUUGAGGCCUGAUCUUAAACGCGGCUCUUUUUCUCCUCAAGAAGAGGAUCUCAUCUUCCAUUUGCAUUCCAUUCUUGGUAACAGGUGGUCUCAAAUAGCUACUCGGCUUCCUGGUAGGACAGACAACGAGAUCAAAAACUUUUGGAACUCGACAUUGAAGAAGAGGCUAAAGAACAACAACAACAAUACUUCAUCAGGAUCAUCACCUAAUAAUAGUAAUAGUAAUUCCAUGGACCCAAGAGAUCUACAUGUGGACAUGGCCGGAGGCAACUCAACUCCCAUGAUUGAUGGAUAUCAUCAUCAUGAUGACAACAUGAUAAUAGUGGGGAACACCAUGAGCAUGGAAUCUUCUUCCUCAUUCAAUUUUGCACCGAUGGUUAAUAGUGUGGGCUUAAACCAGCUUGACGAUCCCUUGAUGAUAUCAUCAUUGCCGGAUAACCGAUAUCACCAAAUGGGAAACACAGGGAAUGUUUUCAACGUUAAUGGUUUAGAAGAUUAUGGAAACACAAUUCUUGAUCAAGCAAGCAAGAGAGUAUCAGUAGAAGGUGAUCAUUGGUUUCUUCCCCCCUCGGAGGGUACCAAUAUCAUUGCUUGUAGUACAAGCAACAACAACCUAAACUUACAAGUCCUUGAUCCUUGCUUCAAUAGCAAAAAUAUAUGUCAUGCAGAAAGCUUCAAGGUAGGGAAUAUGUUAGGGAUGGAGAAUGGAGAAUGGGAAAUAGAAAACCCUAAAAUCGGUGAUUGGGAUUUAGAUGGUCUCAUCGAUAACAACUCUUCUUUUCCCUUCCUUGAUUUCCAAGUCGAAUGACGACAAUUUCUCUUUCUUUUCAUUCUAUCUUCUUUUACUCAUUUCUCAUUCAUUCUUAUAUACAUAUUUUUUUAAUCAUUCAUCUGGUUCAACCUUACCAUUAAUAUACAUACUUCUUCUACGGGAGCACGAAUAUGAAGUUGAUCCUCUAUAUUCUCUCUAUAAGAGUCUCAUUUUAUUUUUGGUAAAAAAAAAAGUCUUCUUUCAAUCAGAAUUGGUCUCUAUAUUCCCUUCUUGUCCCUUUAUUUUUCCCAUCAUAUGUGUAUUAUUCACAAUAAGAUCGAUAGUUCAUGGAAACGAGAGGGAUAUGCAUAUAUAGUUUAUAUCUUUAGGUGGAGGAACCAAAAUCACCAUGCAUGGUUCCCAUUAGUAUAUACAUGGAAAUGUGAAUAGGAAUGUUUCAUUUAAGAUUUUAUUUGCUGAGGAAGUACUUAAAUAAAAUGGCCCAUACACACAGCAGAGUGAGGUGAUUAGUUUGGUUCAUUUUGUAUAGUUUUUUUCUUUCUUUUCAAAUUCCUUUUUUUGUACAAAUCUCUGAGGUUGAUGUGUAAUACACGGUUUCGUAAUAAGAAAGCAUUAUCUU